AUGAGAUUCUUGACUUUGUUUUCGAUCUUUUUAAUUGCUAGUGCGAAUAUAUUUGAUGUACAGGCCGACGAUGGCAAAAACCUACCGAUCUUAUCAUUUAAAAGAAUACGAAUCAAGUCUAAUGCCAAUAGUCGAAGGCUCAAGCGAAGGAAUGCAUCAGGCUUAAUAGAUGUGAAGGACUUUAUUUAUAUAGCAAUUGUUACAAUAGGAACACCACCCACAGUAUUUAGCUGUCAAAUAGAUACUGGCUCAUCCGAUUUAUGGAUACCCGACGCCUCGUGUGUUGGAGCAGGAUGCUCUAACAAGAACACAUUUUCUUCCAAAUUCUCCAUUUCGUAUGGGGGUGACGGUGUUCCUUGGAAUAUUUCUUAUGUCGAUCAGUCGUCUGCAUCAGGAGUAACAGCAACUGAUACAGUAAUAGUUGGCGGCUUCGUAUUAAAAGGUCAACAAUUUGCGAGGGCAACGAGCAUGAAUUCUGGCUUCACAGGCCAGCCGUCGGAUGGAAUUAUAGGAUUGGCCGGACCUCAGUCUGCUGUUGUUCCAGGAACAGUAACACCAAUUCAAAACAUGAAAAAUCAAGGUUUUAUAAAUACGCGCUCAUUCGGUGUAUGGUUAGGCAAAGCAACCGAGGGCGGUUCAGGAGAAAUUAGUUUCGGCGGGGCCGAUCCUUCUCACAUAGUUGGCAAUCUAACUACGAUUCCUCUCGUCCGAAGCUUCGACAGUAUUGGGAUAUGGGUAGUCCAAUUAAGCAAAAUAGCUAUUAGCGGCCGGGAAAUUACACUUACAUCAGCGAACGGCCUUGCUAUUGUAGAUACCGGAACAUCAGUUAUUCUUGCUCCGAGCGCUAUAGCGGAUCAGAUUAACACAUCAUUCGGUGGUGUUUUCUCGUCCCAAGCACAGGCGUAUAUUUUACCAUGCAACGCGGCACCGCCGGAUUUGACGUUUACUUUCGGAACUGCAACUUUUACCGUCCCAGGUGCCGAUUUGGUUAUUCAACAACAAGGACAAUGUGAGAGCGCUAUUAUUCCAGGCGACCUUGGCGGCGGUUUGUCAUUUCUUCUGGGCGAUACUUUCUUAAAGAACAAUUAUGCCUACUUCGACAUGGAUGGGUCAGCUAUCGGACUUGCCCAGGCUAAACGAUAG
Messenger RNA from Paraglomus brasilianum, 1143 nucleotides. Lineage: Eukaryota; Fungi; Glomeromycota; Glomeromycetes; Paraglomerales; Paraglomeraceae. The record is from the annotation of a GenBank genome assembly.